Paramecium octaurelia is the source of this 474-nucleotide messenger RNA. The record is from the annotation of a GenBank genome assembly. Lineage: Eukaryota; Ciliophora; Oligohymenophorea; Peniculida; Parameciidae.
AUGGAUCUUAGAACAUAUCAACAUCUCCUAAAAUAUUCUUAAAACACCUGGUUAUGCCUUUUAGUAAGUUCAUAAUAAAAUUUUUACGUUAUUUCAUCAUCAGUUUUUUAUUAAAUUAUUUUGUAUUUAUACAAAAUUUAAUUACACUGUUAUUUUCAUUAUUUAUAAUAUUUUAAUUAUUAAAAAUAAAAUAAACAUGUUUUCUUUUUUAAGUAAAUAGACUCAACUCUAAUUAAAACAGUUAAACUAUAAACAGUAACUUUGAACAGUGUAAUUCUCCCAAAUUUGACAAAUUAUAUUUAUCUUUAAGAUAAUUUUUAAGGGAAUUAGGCAAUAAUAGAGGAAAAAAAUAAAAUUUCAGGGAUUGUAUUUUGAAAUUUUAUUAAUAAGAUAAUAACCGUUGGUUCUGAAGGUUUCGAGUCUGAAGUUGGCUUAUAAUUACUUACUCUUUACAAGAAAUGCUCAAAUUCAUGA